GAGAACAUGGCGUGUUAGUACACCGGAAAUAUUUUGGUAAGUAGGAAGUUGCGGCUGGAGUCAAUGAAGUCGUGACGACACGAUUCUGAGGACUUGUUUGUUUAAGUACGACUGAGUAAACCGUUCGUCCAUUGCUUAGGGUUUUGGAGCAGAUUCGAUUCAACAUUAUUGCAAAUACAUGGCGAAAGUAAAGCAUGCGCAUACCAGAGCACAGGGGAAGAAGUUCUCAACAUUUUCGUUGUUUUUGUGGACGCUUUUCUUCCUCACACUCAUCCUCGUCGUGCUCCUCGCUCUCGGAAUCGUUUAUCUUCCAACUACCGACGACAAUUUUCCAACCACGGAUCUCAGCGCCUUCAGGCGCAAGAUCUCUCAAAGUGGCGAGAAUUUGGUACAACAGCAGGAGCAGUGGACCGAAAUUCUCUCGUGGGAGCCAAGAGCUUUCAUCUAUCACAAUUUUCUGUCGAAAGAAGAAUGUGAGUACAUGAUUGACCUUGCCAAACCUCAUAUGGUAAAAUCAAGUGUUGUUGAUAGCAAGACUGGGAAAAGUACAGAAAGCAGGGUUCGAACUAGUUCAGGAAUGUUCCUGAAGAGGGGAAGAGACAAAGUUAUCCAGAAGAUAGAGAAAAGAAUUGCUGAUUUUACCUUCAUACCUGUAGAGAAUGGAGAAGGACUUCAAAUUCUUCACUACGAAGUAGGCCAAAAAUAUGAGCCUCACUAUGAUUACUUCCUUGAUGAGUUCAACACUAAGAAUGGAGGCCAACGUAUUGCUACAGUUCUUAUGUACCUUUCAGAUGUUGAGGAAGGUGGUGAGACCGUAUUUCCUGCUGCCAAAGCGAAUUUUAGUUCUGUGCCAUGGUGGAAUGAUUUAUCCCAAUGUGCAAAAAAGGGUCUCUCAGUGAAACCAAAAAUGGGUGAUGCUCUGUUAUUUUGGAGCAUGAGGCCUGAUGCCACACUAGAUCCAUCUAGUUUACAUGGAGGUUGCCCAGUAAUUAGAGGAAACAAAUGGUCUUCAACAAAGUGGAUGCAUCUUCAUGAGUACAAGGUUUGAACCAUCAACUGCGCAGGAUUAAUGUGGUACAGGGUGAGUAUUUCAUCGCAUUUUGGAUUGGAGGAAAACAGGUUCAAUGCAAUCAUAUUCACUCCUUAUGCUGCCUAGUGAUGUUUUCCUUUGCUCAGGUGCACCAUUUUUCUUCACUCGUGUAGAAUAAACCAUCUGGUUUCUCUUUUUCAUGGAUAGAUAACUUGGCGUUGCCAAGGGAAAAAAAGAGCACUUUCACUUAAUGGUCCGAGUUUGUUAUAUUUGUUAUAGUCUUAUAGAGUUUUCAAGCGCAUAGGUCUCUAGGUAUGAGGCUUACUAGAGAGUGAUGUGUUGAAUACAAGUAGGGAUAAAUUUGUAAUUUAACAUAGUGAAAGGGAUAGUAUAUUGGUCAUAGGUAAGUUUUCGAAAAUGUGCUGUAGUUCACAGAAGAAAACACAUUUGGAGAAGUAUCAAAUUUUAGUUUGUAAAGUUUAUUUUUCCUCUAGUGUUGGUGGAAUUUAAUUAUCA
Molecule: messenger RNA, 1546 nt
Organism: Cajanus cajan (pigeon pea)
Lineage: Eukaryota; Viridiplantae; Streptophyta; Magnoliopsida; Fabales; Fabaceae
Product: putative prolyl 4-hydroxylase 3
Biological process (GO): peptidyl-proline hydroxylation to 4-hydroxy-L-proline
Cellular component (GO): endoplasmic reticulum
Molecular function (GO): L-ascorbic acid binding; procollagen-proline 4-dioxygenase activity; iron ion binding
Source: RefSeq, a predicted model, not a curated record